This is a messenger RNA of Thamnophis sirtalis, 626 nucleotides long. The record is from RefSeq and is a predicted model, not a curated record. Lineage: Eukaryota; Metazoa; Chordata; Lepidosauria; Squamata; Natricidae.
AUGGGAGACCACCAGGAGAUCCAAUGGGCCAACAUUUAUCGUUUUCCUGAUUUUGCAGCAGCCGUUCUUUUGGGGGGGGGGCAGGAGGAGCGGGAGAAGCGCCGCCUGGAGCAGCUGGAGCGGAAGAAGGAGCUGCAGCGGCUGCUGGAGGAGGAGGAUGCCAAGCUGAAGGGCAGGGCACCCAAGCCCCCCGGCCCCACCAAGGUCACCCGGGCCCAGAUCGACGAGGUCCUCCGCAAGGACCUGAAGGACAGCCCGGACGUCGCCGCCGGAGAGAAGCCGAAGAGCCACCUGGAGCUGCCCCUGGAGGAGAACCUGAACCGGCGGGUGCUGGAGGAGGGCUCCGUGGAAGCCCGCACCAUCGAGGAGGCCAUCGCGGUGCUCAGUGUGGCCGAGGACCCAGACCGGCACCCGGAGCGCCGGAUGAAGGCGGCCUUCUCGGCCUUCGAAGAGGAGACCCUCCCCCGCCUGAAGCAGGAGAACCCCAACAUGCGUCUCUCCCAGCUGAAGCAGCUGCUGAAGAAGGAGUGGAUGAAGGCCCCCGAGAACCCCAUGAACCAGCGCCACGCCUCCUACAACAGCCAGAAAUGAGGCCCCCCCAGGACUGACUGGAAAACCCCCUCCCC